Nannospalax galili (Upper Galilee mountains blind mole rat) is the source of this 7091-nucleotide messenger RNA. It is a transcript of the gene Wiz, whose product is annotated as WIZ zinc finger. Gene Ontology annotation, biological process: regulation of transcription by RNA polymerase II. The transcript is spliced from 11 exons. Bases 863 to 6121 code for a protein of 1752 amino acids. Gene Ontology annotation, molecular function: DNA-binding transcription factor activity, RNA polymerase II-specific; RNA polymerase II cis-regulatory region sequence-specific DNA binding. The record is from RefSeq and is a predicted model, not a curated record. Lineage: Eukaryota; Metazoa; Chordata; Mammalia; Rodentia; Spalacidae. Gene Ontology annotation, cellular component: nucleus.
AUGGGCAACCCCAUCCUGGCCUCAGCGAAGCCCUCCCCCGUGCCACCUCCGCCACCCAUCGGAUCAGCAGCUGCUGUCAGAAAGCUCCUGAGACAUUGUAUCAGGAAGACAAACUGCAAGCUGCCAUUUUUCGGACUGGAAAACUGAGACCCAGAGAACUUGCCUCAUCUGCCCUGACACAUCAGCUCCAUUCAUCUCUCACCCAUGAAGGUCAGGGUCACUGGAGUCAUCAGUCACUUUUGACUCUGUUCCUCCAAGAGGGGAGGAGUUCUAUCCUUUGAGCUGUUCUGCCACAAAGUUGACAUCACGAAAUUUGGGGUAGAGUUGUAACUAAGUUAACUAAAUUGCCACAGUUUGGGGAAGACCAAGACAGAAGCAUCCUGGAGCCCAGGUCAGAGCCUUGGAUCCUCCCUGGGGAAAGGUGAGAGUUGACUACACCACCAGACUUGGGGAUGCUCCUGUGAGGCUCCACCUGCAACCUGCAGUCUCUGCACUUUUCCCCCAUGAUACAACAGGUUGGGCUAUAUGGACAGGUGCACCCUGAGAGUUGAACCUGGCUUUUGACCCAUCACUUCUGGAAAGGUCCACUUGAACUUCCCCACCUUCACUCCCAUAUUCCCAGCCUUUCCACAGUCACUUUACAUUGGAUCUCCAGGCACUGCUCCAGCCAGCCUGGGAGGACUCCCUACCACUACUACCCUAGGGAGGGAAACCAAGGCUCACAGCUAACUUGUCCCCAUUGGCACUUCCUUGCAGCUACUGGGAUGGAGACAGCCUGGACUUUCGGCCGGGCUCCCCAUCACCCCAUCUCCUGGGCCCUUUCCCUGGGUCCCCUCAUAUCCAGGGGCCCUGGGAGCAUCCUAUGGCCCAGGAAGCUGGGGAGGGCAUCCUGUCUGAGCAGAGAUUUGAGAACUCAGUUAUUGUGAGAACUGUGAAACCCCAUAUCAAGGUCAAGGGUUCUAGAAGGUUCACCCACCAGGGUGAACUGAAGUUCUUGGAGAAAUAUCCUCCAAGCCCCCGGAAGUUUGACUGGCUUGGAGAUACAGAUGAGCAGGGGCUCCUGAGAGAUGCAGGGCUGCACCUGAACCUAUCUCCCCAGCCUCCAACCAUCACUUCCUUCAGGAGGGUAAUUGUGCCAGUGAACAACAGUCCUAAAACAUUGGACAUGGAGGUGGUGGGUACCAAAGAGAACAUAGAGGACCUUGAGGGGCUUGCCCAGCCUUCCAAGUGGGGCUUACACACAUCGGCGUUGGAAGUGGCCACACAGACCUGGACAGUGAACUCUGAGGCAUCUGUGGAACGUCUGCAGCCAGUGUUGUCCACAGUCCAGACAGGGCCAUACCUGUGUGAACUAUUGCAGGAGGUAGCUGAUGGAGAGGCCAGCCAUGAUGAGGAGGAAGAAGAGCCAGCAGUGUUUCCAUGCAUUGAAUGCAGCAUCUACUUCAAGCACAAAGAGCACCUUCUAGAACACAUGAGCCAACACCGCCGAGCACCAGGCCAGGAGCCUCCAGCUGACCUGGCUCCUCUGGCCUGCAGUGAAUGUGGCUGGGCUUUCGCAGAGCCUGUUGCCCUAGAGCAGCACUGGCAGCUGCACCAGGCUUCCCGGGAGAAGAUCAUCGAGGAGAUUCAGAAGCUGAAGCGAUUUCCAGGUGAUGAGGGCCGCAAGGCACGGCUACAGUGCCCAAAGUGUGUCUUUGGCACCAAUUCCUCUAGGGCUUUUGUGCAACAUGCCAAACUGCAUGUGCGUGAGCCACUGCCCAGCCAACCAGCCAAGGAACAUUUUGGGGGUGGCAGCAGGGCUGGCAGCCCAGUCGUCAGUGCUGGCAACCUCAACUAUCCGUCCUAUGGAGCCUCCUCAAGUCUCAGUCUGUGUAUCUACUGUGGCUUCCCAGCGCCUAGUGAGAGUCUGCUCAGGGAGCACAUGAGAGUAGUGCAUGCCCAUCCCCACUGGGAGGAGCAUGGUGAGGCCUUUGAGAGAGACCCCACCAGCCAGCCAGGCACCAGCCAGGACACAUAUACCCGCUUCCCUGACAACACUACUAUGGACUACUUUGACAAAGCUGAGCCGCUCUUGGCUGGCACGUGGCAGGAGAACCCUACUGGAUAUGACCCUGGCCUGGCCUUUGGCCCAGAGUACCAGCAGCUGAGCGUGAGGGAUUUCCCACUGCUUAACUCCGGCCAACAGCCUCUCAGAAGGCUGGCCUUUCCCUCCCCAGUGGCCUCAGCUUCCUACUCCAUGCAGUUCAGUAGAAACAAAAGCACAGUCCACCUUCAGGGAAUGAGGCACCAGAGGCACUCUUGGAGUGAAGGGGAGGAGGAAGAGGAAGAUGAAGAUGUGGUACUGACCUCUGAAAUGGAUUUUGCCCCUGAAAAUGGGGUCUUUCCACCCCUGGCCAUCCCCAAUCUCAUCCCCCAGCCAGCCCUAGCACUGAAGCAGACUUUCAGAGAUGCCUUGUGGACAGCUGAGGCCUCACAGGCUCAGCAGCAGCAGCUCCGAGGAAUGGUACCCAUUGUUCUGGUGGCAAAGCUCAGGCCACAGGUCAUGGCUGCAAUGAGCAGGGCAUCCUCAAGGCUGCAACCUGAGGAGCUGAGACUGGGAGGAACCCACCCCCUGGACUUCCUGCUCCUAGAUACACCUCUGGGUGGCCCACUGGGUCUGGACACAAUCCUGGAAGGGGAUCCGGCUAUGGUUCUAAAGCGUGAGGAGCGGAAAUGUCCCUACUGCCCUGAUCGUUUCCACAAUGGCAUUGGGCUGGCCAACCAUGUCCGGGGCCACCUGAACCGGGUGGGCGUCAGUUACAACGUUCGGCAUUUCAUCUCUGCAGAGGAGGUGAAGGCCAUUGAACGCAGGUUUUCCUUCCAGAAGAAAAAGAAAAAAGUGGCCAACUUCGACCCAGGCACCUUUAGCCUGAUGCGAUGUGACUUCUGUGGGGCUGGCUUUGAUACUCGGGCUGGCCUCUCCAGCCAUGCCCGUGCCCACCUGCGAGACUUUGGCAUCACCAACUGGGAGCUCACCAUCUCGCCCAUCAACAUCCUACAGGAGCUGUUGGCCACUUCUGCAGCUGAGUUGCCCCCCAGCCCUCUAGGCCGUGAGCCUGGUGGGCCACCUGGAAGCUUCCUGACUUCUCGCCGGCCACACUUACCUCUCACUGUGCCCUUCCCACCCACCUGGGCUGAAGAACCUGGGCCAAUCUACGGAGAUGGCCUGGGUUCUGAGGAGAACACAAUGGUGGCCAUGGACUUGGGGUCUCCCCCACUCCCUAAGAAGAACCUGCCUGUCUCUGGGGCCUUGGAGCAGGUGGCCAGUCGGCUGAGCAGCAAAGUGGCCUCAGAGGUUCCUCAUGGCAGCAAACAGGAGCUGUCAGACCUCAAGGCACAGAGCCUGACCACCUGUGAGGUCUGUGGUGCCUGCUUUGAGACUCGAAAGGGCCUAUCCAGCCAUGCACGCUCACACUUGCGACAGUUGGGGGUCGCAGAGUCAGAGAGCAGUGGUGCUCCCAUCGACCUCCUCUACGAGCUGGUAAAGCAGAAAGGCCUGUCUGAUGCUCCCUUUGGGCUGCCUCCUGGCCUGACCAAGAAGUCCAGCUUGCCGAAGGAAUUGGUUGCUGGGGCUGCCCGGCCUGGCCUGCUCACCCUGGCCAAACCCCUGGAUGCCCCUACUGUCAACAAAGCCAUCAAGUCACCUCCUGGAUUCUCUGCCAAGGGCCUGGUCCACACAUCCAGCUCUCCACUCCUCAAGAAGGCACCGCUGGCCCUGGCAGGAUCCCCCACUCCCAAGAAUCCUGAGGACAAGAGCCCUCAGCUGUCCCUGAGUCCCCGGCCGACCUCCCCAAAGACACAGUGGCCCCAUUCUGAGGACGAGGGACCCCUGAAUCUCACUUUAGAUAGUGACGGGGGCAGAGAGCUGGACUGCCAGCUGUGUGGUGCCUGGUUUGAGACCCGAAAGGGCCUGUCCAGCCACGCCCGUGCCCAUCUGCGCCACCUGGGCGUCAGCGACCCGGAUGCCAAGGGAUCCCCCAUAGACGUGCUCCACGGGCUCAUCAGGAGGGACGGCGUCCAGAUCCGCCUCCCACCCGGGCGCGGAGCCCUGGCCCAACUGGGGCAGCCUCCUUCUGCCUCCACAGCCCUCUCUUUGCUCCCCUCCCCACCGCCGGCCAAGAAGGCCAAGCUGAAGGCCGCGGGUAUGGCCAGCCCCUGGGGGAAGCAGGACCUCUCAGCCGCCGGCAUUUUCUGGGCCUCUGAUGUGGAGCCGUCUCCUCUCAACCUCUCCUCAGGCCCAGAGCCAGCACGAGAUAUCCGCUGCGAGUUCUGCGGUGAGUUCUUUGAGAACCGCAAGGGCCUGUCUAGUCACGCACGUUCCCACCUGCGGCAGAUGGGUGUAACUGAGUGGUACGUGAACGGCUCACCUAUUGACACACUUCGGGAGAUCCUGAAGCGACGGACCCAAUCCAGGCCAGGUGGACACCUCCACCCACCAGGGCCUAGCCCAAAAGCCCUGGCCAAAGUGGUAGGCAGCGGAGGUCCUGGCAGCUCACUGGAAGCCCGCAGCCCCUCGGACCUUCACAUCUCACCCCUGGCCAAGAAGUUGCCACCUCCACCAGGCAGCCCCCUGGGCCACUCACCAACUGCCUCUCCUCCCACGGCCCGGAAGAUGUUUCCAGGCCUGGCCACACCUUCUCUGCCCAAGAAGCUGAAGCCUGAACAAAUGCGGGUGGAGAUCAAGCGGGAGAUGCUGCCAGGGGCCCUUCAUGGGGAGCCGCACCCAUCUGAGGGUCCCUGGGGUGUGCCUCGAGAAGAUAUGACACCCUUGAACCUGUCAUCCCGGGCAGAGCCAGUUCGUGACAUCCGCUGUGAGUUCUGUGGUGAGUUCUUCGAGAACCGCAAGGGCCUCUCCAGCCACGCACGCUCUCACCUGCGGCAGAUGGGUGUGACCGAGUGGUCCGUUAAUGGCUCACCCAUUGAUACACUACGGGAGAUCUUGAAGAAGAAGUCCAAGCUGUGCCUCAUCAAGAAGGAGCCACCAGCUGGAGACCUGGCUCCUGCCCUGGCUGAGGACGGCUCCCCCACAGCAGCUCCUGGAGCUGUGCAUUCCCCACUGCCAUUGUCACCCCUGGCUAGUCGGCCAGGCAAACCAGGAGCUGGGCCAGCCCAAGUUCCCCGGGAGCUCAGCCUGACACCCAUCACUGGGGCCAAGCCCUCAGCCACCAGCUACCUGGGGCCAGUGGCCACCAAGCGGCCCCUACAGGAGGACCGCUUCCUCCCACCAGAGGUCAAGGCCAAGACCUACAUCCAGACUGAACUGCCCUUCAAGGCAAAGGCCCUCCAUGAGAAGACCUCCCACUCCUCCACCGAGGCCUGCUGCGAGCUCUGUGGCCUUUACUUUGAAAACCGCAAAGCCCUGGCCAGCCAUGCACGGGCUCACCUGAGGCAGUUUGGUGUGACGGAGUGGUGUGUCAACGGCUCUCCCAUCGAGACACUAAGUGAGUGGAUCAAGCACCGGCCCCAGAAGGUGGGCGCCUACCGCAGCUACAUCCAGGGUGGCCGCCCCUUCACCAAGAAGUUCCGCAGUGCCGGCCAUGGCCGUGACAGCGACAAGCGACCACCCCUGGGGCUGGCACCCGGGGGCCUAUCCUUGGUUGGCCGAAGUGCUGGGGGGGAGCCGGGGCCUGAGGCUGGCCGGGCAGCUGAUAGUGGUGAGCGGCCUCUGGCAGCCAGCCCACCUGGUACCGUGAAGUCAGAGGAAUACCAACGGCAGAAUAUUAACAAAUUUGAGCGCCGACAAGCCCGUCCCCCAGAUACCAAUGCAGCCCGGGGGGGUGAGGAGGCCAAUGACCUGCAGCAGAAGCUGGAAGAGGUGAGGCAGCCUCCACCCCGGGUCCGGCCAGUCCCUUCCCUGGUACCUCGGCCUCCCCAGACAUCACUGGUCAAGUUCGUUGGCAACAUCUAUACUCUCAAGUGCAGGUUCUGUGAAGUGGAAUUCCAAGGCCCACUUUCCAUCCAGGAAGAAUGGGUGCGGCAUUUACAGCGGCACAUCCUGGAGAUGAAUUUCUCCAAAGCAGACCCUCCGCCUGAGGAGCCCCAGGUCCCUCAGGCACAGACAGCAGCUGUAGAGGCACCCUAACACAAAGCAUUCCAGAUUCCUCCUCAUGCCACCUGUCUCCUCCCGUUUCUCCUCUGUGUCCUCUCUCCCUCUUUCCUUUUUCUUUUCCAUUUCCAAAGGAGCAAGCCAAAACCUCAAACCGGCGCCCCUUGGGGGCUGGGCACACUACAACCAGGGCGCCAGGAGCCAGCUAUCCACCCUUCCCCCAGCCCAAGGACACUGGGACCACAGGGUGUCUCCCUUCAGCCCACCUGGUUGGUUCAGCAGGGGCAGUAGCUAGGCCCCUGGUGGUGGUCAAUCUGGUCAUUGGGAAGGAGGACAGCACUCCCCUCUGUCUAGCAACCAAACAGGGCUAUGCCUGCCAAUUGUGGCUAUUUUUAAAGACCCCUGUCCAGGUUCCCUCUUGCCCCCAUGAAUAUCUUCUCACACACAGGCAAAUACACACAUGCACACCUCGUGCGAUCUGGGAUCUGCCCUAGCCCCCCCAGUUCCCAAGUCGAACGACCACAUCACGCCACGGUGCUUGCUCAGGGGAAGCCAUGCUCCCUCUGCUGACCCACUAGGGCCUGGGAGCCCCCAUUGAGUCCACUAUGCCACGAAAAUUGUUGCUGGCUGCCCCCCCAAAGGGGCGUUCCUAGCUUGGAAGAGCUCAUAGCUCACAGCUGACAGCUGCCUCCUGCCAUGUCAAAGCCCCUCAUAGCCUCAGGGGCUUCCAGGGCUGGGAGGGUAGAGUGAGGGGUGGGACUCUCCUCCCCCUCCUCCCCCUUUUCACUGUUGCUUUCUAUGUAUAGCUCCCUAGAUCUCUCACUUUUUUAAAAAUGCAUUUUGUGUAGAGAAUAAGAAAUGUGGAUCUUUUUAUUUUGCAAUCCUGGGCCAGCUAGAUACCGGGAGCUGAUUGACCUUUUAACUUUUUUCAGUGGCCACCUUUUGGUUAUCAAUGUAUCUAGAAGUAUGUAAAUCAGAUUAAAUUUCUCUUCUGGAACACCCUGGG